GGCUCGGCGCGUAGGGGUGGAUGACUUCAAACAUACGUCUACAAAGAAGAACGCCUAUAAAUAGGGAUCUCCGCUCUUCCGCCCAUUCUCCCAUCGCUUGAUUUAUUUUGUGCAUUGCGAAUACUUUUUUGGCUUCUGUUUUCAGUGCAGGUUUCAGAAGAUCGGAUCGGGUGCAAAGAUAGGGUUUAUGUUUGUUUGUUUUGGAUUUCCUAUAUGUAAAAUUUGUGUAGUCUGGUAGGAAUCUUUAACAUGUCCAAUAUCCCUAGGUCUCUGUGUGACUUGUGUCUCAGUGAGUUCACGCUCGCUAUUUCCGUUGCAGAUCCUUGGCCGUUCUCUAGCACAACAGAAAUCUUCUCUUACAAGGGCUGCAUCUUUCUUUAACGAGCCGUAAGCUUGUUGUGUAUUAGGGUUUGGUUGUUAAUUUGUAUGGAAAAGGCUCAGGGUGCUCUAGAUUCAAAUUCUGGUUGCAGCGCUAACAUAAAUCGAUCGUGCUCUCCAAGUAGUUACGAUUCAGGGAAAGGCCAUAGGAAUCACGGUCACCAUUUUCAUCUGCCACAUUUAGGCAAGAUGCACCAUUCUUUGCACCUUCCUCACUUUCCUUUGCAUUUAAGUUUCAGGAAAGGGGAAGAGUUUUACAAGGAUGUCCCUAAGGGCUGCCUCGCGGUUUAUGUUGGACAGGGUGAACAACACCAGCGAUUCGUUAUACCGGUGGUAUACAUCAACCACCCGCUCUUUGAGAAGCUUCUUAAGGAAGCCGAGGAAGAAUAUGGAUUUGAACAGAAGGGCACCAUUACUAUUCCGUGCCAGGUAUCGGUUUUCCAGUAUGUGCAGGACCUCAUUGACAGAGAACAACACCAAUCUAACGGCCAUGGCGGCUGCUUUCGUUAAGGAGAAUUCAUCCUCAUACGCCGACCGAUUGGAGAUGGAGACUUUACCUGCCCUAUUGUUAUCUGGUCACAAAGAUACACAGUAUUGUUCAUGCAUUUAAGUGGUUGAUUAUGGCGAUAAAUUUAAACAUUCUUUAGGUUUAAGAGCUAUGUAGCCCCUAUUCUAGGGUGUCUUUCACUAUUCUAUUACUAUUGUGAAAUACAAAGAUUGUUUCUAAUA
Molecule: messenger RNA, 1107 nt
Organism: Cryptomeria japonica (Japanese cedar)
Lineage: Eukaryota; Viridiplantae; Streptophyta; Pinopsida; Cupressales; Cupressaceae
Product: auxin-responsive protein SAUR32
Exons: 1
Coding region: 427-888 (153 amino acids)
Biological process (GO): response to auxin
Source: RefSeq, a predicted model, not a curated record